Corapipo altera (White-ruffed manakin) is the source of this 8244-nucleotide messenger RNA. RefSeq names its product mitogen-activated protein kinase 9 (gene MAPK9). Gene Ontology annotation, biological process: protein phosphorylation; JNK cascade. The transcript has 12 exons. NCBI's taxonomy places the organism in Eukaryota, Metazoa, Chordata, Aves, Passeriformes, Pipridae. The record is from RefSeq and is a predicted model, not a curated record. The coding region runs from base 124 to 1272 and encodes 382 amino acids. Gene Ontology annotation, cellular component: nucleus; cytoplasm. Gene Ontology annotation, molecular function: ATP binding; JUN kinase activity.
GAGCGCCGUGCGGCCAUUGUGGCCGGGGCAGCGGGAGGCGGCGGCCGCGGCCGGUGCCGCUCCGACCCAGAUCUUGAAAACUUCACCAGGCCCUGAAGAGAGGAAACUACAUGACACUACACCAUGACUGACAGUAAAUGUGAUAGCCAAUUUUACAGUGUUCAAGUUGCAGAUUCAACAUUCACUGUACUGAAACGUUACCAGCAAUUGAAGCCCAUAGGAUCAGGGGCACAGGGCAUUGUUUGUGCUGCCUUUGAUACAGUCCUUGGAAUCAAUGUUGCUGUGAAGAAGCUGAGUCGUCCUUUUCAGAACCAAACCCACGCCAAAAGGGCCUACAGAGAGCUCGUUCUUUUAAAAUGCGUCAAUCACAAAAAUAUAAUUAGUUUAUUGAAUGUGUUUACACCACAGAAGUCACUAGAAGAAUUUCAGGAUGUAUAUUUGGUUAUGGAGCUGAUGGAUGCAAAUUUGUGCCAGGUUAUUCAUAUGGAAUUGGAUCAUGAAAGAAUGUCCUAUCUACUUUACCAAAUGCUUUGUGGUAUCAAGCAUCUCCACUCAGCUGGUAUCAUCCACAGAGAUUUGAAACCCAGCAACAUAGUAGUAAAAUCAGAUUGUACCCUAAAAAUCCUUGAUUUUGGACUGGCAAGAACAGCAUGUACUAACUUUAUGAUGACUCCAUAUGUAGUAACACGGUAUUACAGAGCACCAGAGGUUAUCCUUGGAAUGGGAUAUAAGGAGAAUGUUGAUAUCUGGUCAGUUGGGUGCAUCAUGGGAGAAUUGGUGAAAGGUUGUGUGAUAUUCCAAGGCACUGAUCAUAUUGAUCAAUGGAAUAAAGUUAUUGAACAGUUAGGAACACCAUCAGCAGAAUUCAUGAAGAAACUGCAGCCUACAGUGAGGAAUUAUGUAGAAAACAGGCCAAAAUAUCCUGGUAUUAAAUUUGAAGAGCUCUUCCCAGACUGGAUAUUUCCAUCAGAAUCUGAUCGUGACAAGUUAAAAACCAGCCAAGCAAGAGAUUUAUUGUCAAAAAUGCUUGUAGUAGAUCCAGACAAGAGAAUUUCUGUAGAUGAAGCCUUACGUCAUCCUUAUAUUACUGUCUGGUAUGAUCCAGCUGAAGCAGAAGCUCCUCCACCUCAAAUCUAUGAUGCACAGUUGGAAGAAAGAGAACAUGCAAUUGAAGAAUGGAAAGAAUUAAUAUACAAAGAAGUUAUGGAUUGGGAAGAAAGGAGCAAGAAUGGUGUGGUAAAAGAUCAGCCCUCAGCACAGAUGCAGCAGUGAAUAGCAACACCAGUCCUUCCCAGUCAUCAUCUAUCAAUGACAUUUCAUCCAUGUCAACAGAGCAAACCUUGGCCUCAGACACAGACAGCAGCCUCGAUGCCUUGACAGGACCCCUCGAAGGAUGUCGAUGAUCAGCUGUGAUUGCAGACCUGACUUUGGGAAAAAAAAAAAAAAGCUCUUGUUUCCAUUGGGCCUGAAUUGCUUGUAAGUUAAUGGAACCAAGUAGAAAAACUCCAUGUUCUGCAUGUUCUGCUAAAGUAAUGCCUGUUUUUUUUACUCAGUUGUUAUGAAAUUGCCUGCUUAAUGUUGUAGAAUGAAAGCAAAUCAAUGUCUAAAGAAAAAAAAAUUUGAAUUUAGACACUAUUAUAGGCUUUUCUUUGUUUCAGCCUAUUUCAGGUGAGCAGUUACAAUAGGCCUUUAGCCAAUAACUCCUCUUCAGUGGCUUCAUCAGUCUUCAGUCCCCACUGGCAGGCUUCUGUGACACAGUGGUUGUUUACAUUUUAGUACAGCAUUGCUCAUUAAUAGGUUUCUUGAAUGUAUAAUCUCUAGGAAAGGUUGUUUUAAUGUGUGACUGUGGCAAUUUGCUUUAUUUAACUGGAGUGUUGUAUGUAAGUGUGAGCUCCCAUGUUGAACACUCUCAAUUCUACCUUUAAAGGGCACUCAUUCUUCCACUUAGCACUUUUUUUUUUUUUUAUUGAGCCCUUUCUAUCUUCCCUUUCCAACUGCUCCAUCUUCUUGUUGAAGAGAUAAAUGUGAAGUUUGAAGAAUACAGCCAUUACUUUGUGUUUCACUUAUGUGUCUUGUAAGUUCUUCAGUUUUUUUAAUGUGGAUGGAAGAUACAGUGGCUUAAAUAAAUCUGGAGGAAGGAUGAGUGAGUUUUCUGUGCAGCAGUGCCUGUUUGGAAGAGGAGAGUGUGCUAAAAUAUUCUGUAUUUUCUAGCUUGUGAUACUGGUCCUUUAAAAGCAUAAACAGAGAAGGAAAUAAUAUCUGUGAUGCUCUUCAUUCACUGCAAACUCUGAUAAAAGGAGAGAUGAAUUGGAGAGACUUGCAGCCUGAAAAAGCUGCAUAAAUAUUUUCCAUUUUUUUAAUGGGUCCACUCUAUCUAUCAAGUAAUUAAAAGAAAUAAAAAUACCGUAGUUUUGAGUCACUUGUAAAUUAAGUAUUUAGUUAAGAGAGCUCAGCUCUGUUCUCGCCUUAGGGAAACCUCUCUAUUUGUACUGGGGAAGGAAAUCAUAUUUAAUACAUGUUUUCUAAAUACAGUGUCAGAGAAGAGGAGGAGGUUGUUUGCUGUUUCAAUUCAGACUUAUCAAUACAGUUUUCAGAAUCAGAUAACAGAAACUUUGCCUGUUACAUUGCACAAUCUGUUGAAUUAGUAAAUGUGUUUGCAGUAGAGUAGGGCUUGAAUUUGCUUUAUGACACACCCUUGUGAGUUUGUGCACGUUCACUUUGGAGUGCCCAGGUGUGACAUUUUGCUAAAGGGGCUUGUGUGUGCAUGUGUGUGACUAAACUAUAGAAGUGUAAGAGUAAUAAGAGAUGUACAGGAUGAGGUAAAACACCACUUUCUUAAAGGCACUAUAUUUAGCAAUCAAUCCAGAUACUCUUGACUUGAAUAUAUAAAUAGAACUUGUAAAAUAUACUGGCCCAGACAGCCACUGCAUUACUGACAUAUUUCUCUUGUAAAAGAAAGUUAUGCAUUGUUCCUGACCUUAUGAUUAGGAAAGCAGCACUUUCUCCUUAUGCAAAUGCUGCUUUUAUAUUAAAAUUGUACCCCUUUUUAAUAGCUUAAUUUGCUGUAGCAAAAAGAUUAAGGUUUUACUGCCCCAGAAGGUUAAAAGAAAUAAAACUUAAGAAAGUAGUUAAUAUUAACUUCAGACUUGCCAUCUGGAAUCUCUAAUUUUUAAAAUUCUAUUUAAUUGAAUGGUAGGAUAUUGGGGCUUGGAUUUUUUCUUAUUGUUUGGUUUUAAACCUACGGAUAACUUAAUUUUAUCUCUGGAUACUGACAGUAUAUGUGAAGUAUUUUUAGUGCAUUUUUGUCACUGGAAAAACAUUUAAAAAUACCUAUUUACCAUAUAGCAGAACAGUACAAGUUGUGUUCUUUUGCAUCUUUUUUUUUUUUUUUUUUGGUCCCUGUUAUUUGUGUGAGUUAAAAUUACUGAAGACACCUGUUCACAAUGAACAUGAGUGAUUCAUUAUGGAAGUCAUCUAUUGGAUUUCAGUUUUCAAGACUUACAGAUUGUUCAAGUGAAGUUGUACUGUGCUGUGUUCAUUUUGACACUUGGAGCUUUAGAAGACUUCACAAAGAUUUAUUUCUUUUUCUUCUUGUGUUUGGAUAUUUGUUUGGGUAUUUUAGUUUUUCCUUUUGGACUUGGGCUGCUCAGAACAACAGGGGGUUGGACCAGAUGACCUCCAGGUCUCUUCCAACCUAAAUUAUUCUGUGAUUCAAAUUGUCUUUUAAUGCUUUUAACACAACUGUACUAUCUCCAUGAUUUAAACUGGUAUCUGACCUUCUCCUAGUACAUACUGUUAGCUUGGGUAUGUACUCUUAGAACAAAAAAAAAAAACAAACCAGCCCUGAGAUUAACUGAGUUUAUUUGUAAAUCUUGCAGGAAAUGCUGUCUCAUACCUUAUUUUUUUAAUGUCUUCUUGCUGUGGCGUACAUUGAAGUUUUAGAAUGUCACAGAAUGCCUUUGAAACAUGCAUGAAAUGUCUGUGAAUAUUGUGGAUUUUGAUUCCAGGUUAAUUCAAAACCCAGUUGCAAAUGCACAUCGAGCUCCAGAGGGCAAAUCUGCAGGUGAUACUCACACAAACCCGUGCAGAGUAGGUGCAUGCUGCACUUCCCAGGCUACUCCAGGGUGCAUGUGUAGGCUCUAAAUGCCCUGCAUGCAGCUUCUCUACGUGUCUCUGUGCUCCUGGCUGCAGAGGAAAUCCAGUGCCACACUUGUGAAAUGGUUGUCAGUGCCAUGAGAAUCCUCACUGAUGGAAAGCAAAAUGCAGUGUAACUUGGCAGGGGUUUAUAAAUUUAGAGAGUUUGGUGUGCAAUACAAUCACUUGUGUUCCUAAUACUAAAAAAUCAUGUGUGUAAAGUGAUGCAAUUGACCAUUUUUUUGCACUUUGGCAUUUAUAAAUAUUUAUAUGUAUUUAAAGAUUAAGAAUGUGUGUGUAUACAUAUAUAUUAAGGAAACUGCUCAGUUUUGUAAACAUGAAUGUUACUUUCCUUUGAGAGGCUUUGUAUAGUGUUAACACUACUGCAGUACACAAUUUAAGGAAUAUGACUAAAAUAAGUGGUGGUCAACAUAGAUACAAUCUGUAAUCUUAACUGCUCACCUGAAAAUGAGAGGGAUCUAUGGCUGUCAAUCAGAUAUUUUACCAGAAACAUGUCAAAUAUAUGAACACUGAGUAGCUGAAUGGCAUUGCAGAAAUGGAGUAUGUUUUAAACAGUUCAUUUCAUCUGUGCUCAUAUCAUUUUUCCUCAAAAAAAAAACCCUUAGAAAGGGAAGCUUGGUGUUUUACAAUCUGGGUAAGCAGCCUGUAAGUGUGCUUUGAGGAAAUACAGUGAUAUGACAAGUGUUGGUUUUUAUUGAAAAAGACAAGAAAUGAAUGUCAAAAUUAAGGCUUUGUCUGCAUGGAUAAUACAAACUGAACUAGUCUAAGGGCUGGAAACUACUGUUUGCAAACAGCCUUUGAGGUUUUGUAAUGUUUCCAGUAAGAGUUUGUGUUUUCUUGUCAAAAUAAUGAAAAACUCAACCUUAGCUAGAAAUUAACUGGUUGGUUGGGGUGUUUCCCAAGCUGUUAGGAACCAGAGGGCUCUUGACUUUUUUUACAUCCUAACAGAGCAUACAUGUUUAUUCAAAAUCGAUUAAAAGAAAAACAAAAAGUGAUUCCAUACGUUUAAUUUUUCUUUCUUAAAGGAAGGACCUUAAAUGCUAAAUCGGUUUCCUUAAAAUUAUAAUUUUAUGGACGAAGUAGGAUUUAGACAUUUAAAUACAGCUGACAUACAGAGUCUCCAAGAGCUGGGUGGGUGACCCUUGUGUUGUCAGAAGGGCCACCCUCCAGCUGGGUGUGGGGUUGAAGUGCAGACAAAUGUUUGUGACCGUGAUGCUGUCGGGGAGUGCGGGGUCAGUCCUGCAGCGAUCCAGCGUGGGGGGGAACUGCUGAACAGCCCUUGUCUGUAUAUUCUACACAUGUCACAUGGAUUCUAGCAGGGCUUGAUGCUAAACCUAGUGAUGCCAUAUACUGGGAACCAAAUUCUUUCGUAGGGUGUAAUUCCUGCUCAAAACUGGUUUUGAUCCAGGGCCACCUGCACCCAGAUGCAGAAUUUGGACUUGAGUUUCUACGGAUGAAUCGAAUGAUUUCUUUGCUUUUCCAGAGUGUCUUUGAUUAUUUUUUUUGACUAUUUUUUUAACAUGUCGAAAUAUGACAGAAAAAGUGUAUUCUGUCUCGUUAUUUUACAUUUUUUAGUUUGUCUAUUACAUGAGUGACAGUGAUGUUCUCAAAGCUUAUUACACAACUUAUCAAAUGAGGUUUGUUUUUUGCCCACUCUGCAUGCUAAAAAUGUCUGGAGCUAAACUAAUGUUUUAAGUAAACCAUCUUUUCUCAUGUUAGUUUUGGAGGAAAGUGGAGAGAUAACCAUUGUUUCUGUUUGUGUUCUAUAAAAUAACUAUUUUUGUAGCUAAACUUUCAGUUGUUGGAUUUCAAUCCCACAGUGUUGCUCUGUGGAUAUAAAUUUACCUGGGUCCGCUAUUUCAAACAGUACAUGUAUAACAAGUCCAGCCUAAAAUUAAACUAAUAAAAUGCAAUCUUUUGCAAUUUGUUGUUGAAAACAUAGCAAAUCAUUUUGGUCCAAGAAUUCAAAACAAAAUGGAGAAAAUACAUUUAACUAUUUAAGUUUAUUCCUUGAUGCUGCUGCUUAUUUUUUGAAAAGGUGCUUGCAGUUUUGCACAAAAAGAAAUCAACUUUAUAAAUUGCUGGGUUUGAAGCACUUUAGGAUUCUUCUAAACACAACCAGUAUAUCAUGUAAAAAGGAAUGACAUAACAUGUUUAAUGUGCUUAAAUUUUGGUUGCCAUCUUUGCUAUUCUGAUCCAUUUGAUCAGUGUAUUUCUUUAAGCCUGUUUUCAGAGAUUUGAAAUCAGACUUUUUUUUUUUUUUUUUUAUGGGCUGAAAUUUAGCACAUGGUAAGAGAUGGAUUGAGAAAUAUCCUGCAACUGGGUGACUUGAUCAGCAGUGUGAAUACCUGGCCAUCUAUUUGAUAGAGACACAACAAAGACACAGCAAUGUCUGUUCCUAUAGCAGGGUCAGCUGGCUGUGAGCACUAGGAUUCUUUUUAUAAACAAAAAAACCUGUUUCUGAACUUUUGCCUAUGCAUCAUGAAGUAGUUGUAUGUGCUGUGGUAAGGCCAGAGCAUCUGCUCUGUGGGACUCCACGGCAGCAGAUGCUCUGUGAGCACCACAGGAAGACACUGUCCCUGCUCUAAAAUACUCAUCCCAAGCCCUGAUAUUUUCUGGGGUGUCCUUAAGCCUCUUUGUUUCCCAGGCUGGGUCUGUAGCUCAUCUCUCCGUAGCUCCCUGGGAUAACAAAAGCAGAGGAGAAAGGAAUCAGGCAUGAAGAGAAUUUGGUGUUUGUUACUGAUCACAGAGCUCCUCAGUGCCCGAGAGCAUUUGCUGUUGUCUUGUCUUCUGAUGGGGAAAAACUUUUUUUGAAAAAACCCAAGUUGUGUCACGAGCUUUUCUAUGAAUUCAGAUGCUUAAAUUGGUGCUAAUUUUUUAAAAGAAAAUGUAACAGAUGGUUAGCAGUGUAUUUGUCUGUUUUUGAUACCUAUAUUUUCUUAACUGGUGGCAAGCCAAACUUUAUAAAAUGACUAAUGUGCAUUUUCAGCUUCAUCAGAUUCCCAGAUUUUCCUGAAGUAAAGUGUUUUAUCUUCCAUGGUAGCUACUGCUUCUUUGGAGCUUUCAGGUGUUUUAUACACUAAUAAAAUGAACACAAUUAGAACAGACAGCAAUACCAAACUAUCCUUUUCUUUAAAUCACAUGUUGUGGUUCCCCAGGUGGUUUUAGCAGUUUAGUGUGAUCAAGAUGCCUAAUUAAGAGCAAACCAGAGAUACCUGUGUGCAGUUAACUCAGUGCAGUGAAGCCUUAUCUGGUUGUUAAGAUAAUUUAUAAAGAUUAUACAAAUCUUCAUCUAUUUUAAAGAGGGAAUAACAAGUAGAAAUCAUUAACUGUUUUUGUACAAAUUAAAAUGUUAAUUCUAGAGAAUAUAUUCUUUAGUGUACGCCAGAACACGUGCUAUUAAAGAGUAUAGUAGGCUCAUUGAGUGAUUUAUUAUCAAAUCCACUUUUAUCCAAUAAAUUAAAACAAACCCCCUUCAAAACUUAGUUGUUUGAGAAUUUCUUUUGUAAUGCCUUCAAGUUUAACUCCCCUCGGAAUCUGUUGUUGUUUUGGUCCUCUUUCCCACCUUCUGUUUACCAAAUGUCACAAAAAGUAGCAUCAAGCCCUAUCCCCUGUUACAGUGUUCUGAUUUUAUGGCCUUAAUAUUAGUUGCAGUAUGGUAUGUAAUUUCAGAAGAAAAAUGUGCUUUGAAGUCUAAUUCUAUAGAUACAUGUGGCCUCUUCUGCCUAUGAAAUUAGGCUUUGAUUGUCAUAUCUCAUUCUCGAUGCUUGUGCAAUAGGAACAUGUUCCUCUCAAUGCAGUGGCUAUUCUGUCUGAUGCUGGACUUUGUUUUUAGGAUGACUAGAAACUUUUUUGCCUUCUUUUUUUUUUUUUUUUAUGGACAGCAGUCAUGCUUCCUUGGUUUUUUGGACUGAUACUCUUUAGGAAAUUAGAAUUUCAUAAGGAAAACUGUCAAUAACUAGUUCUGUAGUUCUAGUUAAAGCCUUGUUCUGAAGCUUUUUUUGUUGUUUUUUUUCUUUCUAAAAAUCUUAUCGUAAAACAGUACUAAAGCCACUGUAAAAUGACAAAUAAAUAUGUAUACCUAAAAGA